Messenger RNA from Magnolia sinica, 3772 nucleotides. Its product is annotated as potassium transporter 2. The record is from RefSeq and is a predicted model, not a curated record. Gene Ontology annotation, biological process: potassium ion transmembrane transport. Gene Ontology annotation, cellular component: plasma membrane. The transcript has 10 exons. Bases 1290 to 3650 code for a protein of 786 amino acids. Lineage: Eukaryota; Viridiplantae; Streptophyta; Magnoliopsida; Magnoliales; Magnoliaceae. Gene Ontology annotation, molecular function: potassium ion transmembrane transporter activity.
CCUUCAAUCUUCCCACCGUCUCUCUCUCUCUCUCUCUCUCUCUCUCUCUCUCUGUUCCAAAACAGAAGCUCUAGAUCUCGAGCAUACCGCCGGAUCAGAUCAGAUACCGUUCUUUAAUCCAAAGCUUUAGAUCUCGAGUCGAUCCCAAGCUGUUAGAUUUAAAACUCGAUUAAAAGCUCCAAAUCGCUACUUUCAGCAGACCGAAUAUCUAAAAUCGGGAAAUUUCUACCCUGAUGAGGUGAAACGGCAGAUCGAUCCGAAGAUUUCUUUUCAACUCGACGAAAAGGCUCCAAAACCUCCGCUUUCAAUGGUGAACAGGAAAGAUCUACAAUUUUUGUUGCCAAAACAACGAAUCGAUCUGAUAGUUUCAGUAUGAAAUCGAUCCGAAGCUGGAAAUCGCGAUUUCUUUUACCUUAUGGAGGUUUCGAAACACGAAAGAUCUGCUCAACGAUGGAUUGAUCAACAGAUUUCUGUUUUAACUCGAUUAAAAGCAAGAAAUUUUCGAUUUGCGACGCUUCGGAAACGUGAAAGAUCUGAUCUCUUGUGCUGAAGCGGUGGAUGAAUCUGAGAAUUCCGGUUCAAAACCUGUUAAGAUCUCGAUCGCCAUUUUUACCAUCUGAUGCCACAGGAACGUCGAAAGAAGCUCUGCAGUGCCGAAAUUUUGGAUUAAAAUGACUGUUUCAGUCUAAAUUGGACAAGAUCGUAGAAAUUUCAGCUCACUGCUCGUUUCCGAGCAAAAUCACUACCAGAAGUCGAAAAAAUCCCAAUUGACAUAUCGAUCCUGACAACUUGCAGCACAUUCACAUUCUAAAUCUCAGCAACAUCACCGUUCUCGAAGAACGGGUGGUUGAGAGAUGUUGAAGGCCCAUUAUCAUCUCUCCAGUGCUAUAGUGGUGGGACUCUGGCAUUCAGAUUUCAGAUCGUGGCAUGUGGAUACGCAGAUCUCGCGAAGUUCUUUAAUGCUGACGAUCUGACGGUUGGAAACGUCCAACGCCUUGUUCAGAUUUCUGCAACAUGGAUCCGUACAGAUCUGGUGGGAAACCCGAGCCGAGGAGAUAAAACGAGAAAUAAAGACGAGGAGAUCAGCGGCAGAUGAAAGCCGCACGUUAUCUCACACCGACCGAAAUCUCCCCAUUCAUCAUUUCAAGCAUCUGGGGAAAUUUCUAGAAGCGUCCAACGAGAGGAAAAUCCCACGCCUUCUGCUCUCACUCUCGGUGAAAAAACAAAUCUGAGCAUUGCCGUGGUUGGAAACAAGGUAUUGGGUUGGAGAUUUGAGUUCUUGGUGAAGCAUGGAUCCUGAAUCGGGAAAUUGUUGGAGUUCUUCCAAGAAGGAAUCUUGGAAGACUGUUCUGCUCUUAGCAUAUCAGAGUCUCGGUGUCGUGUACGGAGACUUGAGCAUCUCCCCCUUGUAUGUUUACAAGAGCACGUUUGCAGAAGACAUAACACAUUCAGAGACAAAUGAAGAGAUUUUUGGCGUGCUUUCUUUUGUCUUCUGGACCCUUACUCUAGUCCCUCUCUUCAAGUACGUUUUCAUAGUUCUGAGAGCUGAUGACAAUGGAGAAGGUGGCACUUUUGCCUUGUAUUCUUUGAUAUGUCGGCAUGCCAAAGUGAGCCUUCUGCCUAACAGGCAGGUCGCAGAUGAAGAAGUCUCUACGUAUAAGCUGGAAUCUCCUCCAGAGAUGAAAAACAGUUCAAGGGUGAAAAACUUGCUUGAGAAGCACAAGAACCUGCAUACAGCUUUGCUGCUAAUUGUUCUGCUUGGCACUUGUAUGGUGAUUGGGGAUGGCGUGCUCACCCCAGCAAUAUCCGUUUUCUCUGCAGUGUCAGGCCUUGAGUUGUCCAUGUCCAAAGAACACCAUCAAUAUGCUGUGGUUCCGAUCACUUGCUUUAUAUUAGUGUGUUUGUUCGCCCUACAGCACUAUGGCACACAUCGGGUUGGGUUCUUUUUCGCACCAGUUGUGUUGGCUUGGCUACUUUGCAUCAGCACCCUUGGCUUAUACAAUAUCUUUCAAUGGAACCCGCUUGUUUAUCAAGCGCUCUCUCCAUAUUACAUGUACAAGUUCUUGAAGAAGACAAGGAAAGGUGGUUGGAUGUCUUUAGGCGGAAUUCUGUUAUGCAUAACAGGCUCAGAGGCAAUGUUCGCAGAUCUUGGCCAUUUCUCUUACAGAGCAAUUCAGAUUGCUUUCACUUUUCUAGUUUAUCCGGCACUCAUUCUGGCAUACAUGGGCCAGGCUGCUUACUUGUCUAAGCACCAUCAUUAUUACACAAGUUAUCAGAUUGGGUUUUAUGUCUCUGUUCCAGAGAGCGUAAGGUGGCCGGUGCUCGUAAUAGCUAUCCUCGCAUCCGUGGUGGGAAGUCAAGCGAUCAUCAGUGGGACAUUCUCGAUCAUCAACCAGAGCCAGUCGCUCGGUUGCUUCCCUAGGGUUAAGGUUGUCCACACCUCUGAUAAAAUACAUGGCCAAAUCUACAUCCCUGAGAUCAACUGGAUGCUUAUGAUCCUCUGCCUUGCUGUGGCCGUCGGAUUCAGAGACACGAAACACAUGGGGAAUGCAUCAGGGCUUGCGGUGAUGACGGUAAUGCUGGUGACCACAUGUCUAACAUCUCUAGUCAUCAUCCUCUGCUGGCACAAGCCCCCUCUGGUGGCGCUUGCCUUCCUCCUCUUCUUCGGCUCCGUUGAGGUCCUCUACUUCUCAGCCUCUCUCAUCAAGUUCCGUGAGGGCGCAUGGCUGCCUAUCCUCCUCGCCCUCUUCCUCAUGACUGUCAUGUUCGUCUGGCACUAUGCCACCAUCAAGAAGUACGAGUUUGAUCUCCACAACAAGGUCUCCCUUGACUGGCUCCUCGCCCUGGGCCCCAGCCUCGGUAUCGCCCGUGUCCCGGGCAUUGGCCUUGUCUAUACUGAUCUCAUCUCCGGCAUCCCUGCCAACUUCUCCCGCUUCGUCACCAACCUCCCUGCCUUCCACCGUGUUCUCAUCUUCGUCUGCGUCAAGUCAGUCCCUGUCCCCUACGUGCCCCCUGCUGAACGCUACCUUGUAGGCCGCGUCGGGCCUCCAAACCACCACUCAUACAGGUGCAUUGUCCGAUACGGGUACCGGGACGUUCAUCAGGAUGUUGACUCAUUCGAGUCGGAGCUUGUUGCUAGGCUGGCUGAUUUCAUACGCUUUGAUGGGUCCCGCUGUGGGGGUAGUGGCAAGUACAGUGUCGAUGGGUCCCAGUCCGGCGAGUCAGUGGAUGAAGGCGCAUUGACGGUCAUUGGGACGGCAUUCUUGGACCCACCAGCUUAUGAUAUCGACGAGAAUGCACAGCCAGCAAGCGUAUCGAUCGGGUUUCAGACGGUGGAGAGCAUAGGGGAUAUGAUAGAGAUGGAACCGGUCAGCACGCAACGGCGGGUGAGGUUCAUGCUCGAUGAGAAUGUGGAAGUGGACUCACGUAUCCGGGAAGAGCUGGAGGAGCUGUGGGAGGCACAAAAUGCUGGAACGGCCUUCAUACUCGGCCACUCCCACGUGAAGGCGAAGCAAGGAUCGUCGAUCCUGAAACGGUUGGCCAUCAACUUCGGCUACAAUUUCCUGAGGAGGAACUGCCGGGGGCCAGAGGUGGCGCUCAAGGUGCCGCCGGUGUCGCUUCUUGAGGUCGGCAUGGUGUAUGUCGUGUGAUCAUCGCAAGUGGGCCCUUCCCCACGUGUGCAUAGCUAACCAAUGGUCUAGAUCGUAUGAGGCGUUUAAAAGAGUAACGGUUAUUUCUGGCUUAUUGAUUUUGGCUUCCUUGUUCACUGUCA